AUGAAAAAGAUGCAACGAAUUCGUAGACCAUCCAAGUUUACGUAUUUUGUUAUUCUUAUAGGUCUUCUUGUUCAACCUCUAAAGUUUCUAUUCCCAACAGAAAUUAGGGCAGCUAUCACUUAUAAACCAUCGAUUUUCUUCGGAUUUGUCUCGACAGGAAAUCCAAAGCGCGUUAAUUUUGUUUAUAACAAUUGGCUUCAUAAGCUUCAACCCCCACAUAACUAUGCAUUUAUAUCAAAGAACCCAAAUAAAUCAAAAUUAAAUUUCAUUUUGCCAUACCAUAAAUAUAUUGUAUAUGCUGGUAAUUCCAGCAGCUGGCCACAACAAAAUAUCGAUCGUGCAGCCAAAAGAAUGACCGGUUUAGAAUAUUUUCUUUAUAAUACGACUAAUGAUUACUACUGGUCACUUACAGAUGAUGUACCUAUUGACAUUGACAAUAUGGAACAUAUUCUUAAGCAUUUGCAGCAAAAUUAUCUACCUUUGAACGAAUCUGUUUUUAUUGGCCAUAGUCUACAAGGAUGGUUUAUUCAAGGUGGCACAGGAUUCUUGCUAUCAAGAUACGGAGCAAAGUUGAUUAUAGAUCAUGGCGUAGAUUGGGUGAAAAAUAUUACAGUCGAAGAUGAUAAAGCAACACUUGAAUUCAGACCAUGGUUAGGAGUUUCUAAGAGAGAUACUUACUCAAGCCUUAUGUUUGGCGAAGAACCGUAUGCUUUCAACCAUUCUGAAUUUUGGAAUGAUAAAUUACCAAAAUGUAAGAGAAAUCAUCCAAAAAGAUGCAGUGAAAAUUAUAAGAUAACAGAUCUUCACGCCCUUCAUACUCGUUUCAUGGACACAGCUGUUGCAAUGGAGAAUUUGAAACAAGCAAAGAAAAUAGCAACAGAUCUAUACUUCUAUUAUUGUUACAUGGACUUAUACCUCUGUAAAGGUGAACCAUAUAAUAGGGAAUUCGAUUGCCCUGUAAGAAGACUUUACGUCUAA
Molecule: messenger RNA, 978 nt
Organism: Trichomonas vaginalis G3
Lineage: Eukaryota; Parabasalia; Trichomonadida; Trichomonadidae
Exons: 1
Coding region: 1-978 (325 amino acids)
Source: RefSeq, a predicted model, not a curated record